This is a messenger RNA of Odocoileus virginianus texanus, 2182 nucleotides long. It is a transcript of the gene TTPAL, whose product is annotated as alpha tocopherol transfer protein like. The record is from RefSeq and is a predicted model, not a curated record. Gene Ontology annotation, molecular function: phosphatidylinositol bisphosphate binding. NCBI's taxonomy places the organism in Eukaryota, Metazoa, Chordata, Mammalia, Artiodactyla, Cervidae. Gene Ontology annotation, cellular component: membrane.
GCCGCCGAUUGACCCGCGCUCCGCCCCGUAGCCGGGCCGGGCCCUGGAGAUUAAACUGGAAGCUCUAGGUGCAGCGUGGAGCCCACUGUGGGGCUGGACACGUCUUUGCUCUGCUUCACGCGAUGGGUACCCUUGGGCCCUUCCUCGCAUCAUCCACUGUUAUUUACAGAGCACCGUCAUGGUCCAAGCGCUGGGAGAGCAAUGAAUGGAUCCUGGGAGCUCAUGUCAGAAGAAAGUGACUCGCUGAGAACCAGCCCUUCCGCGGCCUCGCUUUCGGAAAAUGAGCUGCCGCCGCCUUCCGCCCCCGCCGGCUAUGUUUGCUCGCUGACCGAGGAGCUGGUGGCCAAAGCCAGGGAGGAGCUGCAGGAGAAGCCGGAAUGGAGGCUCCGCGACGUGCAGGCCCUGCGGGACAUGGUGCGCAAGGAGUGCCCCCACUUGAGCACCUCGCUAGAGGACGCCUUCCUGCUGCGCUUCCUCCGCGCCCGCAAGUUUGAUUACGACCGGGCCCUCCAGCUGCUCAUCAACUACCACAGCUGCCGGAGAAGCUGGCCCGAAGUCUUCAACGACCUGCGGCCUUCUGCCUUGAAGGAGGUCCUGGCCUCCGGCUUCCUCACCGUCCUGCCGCACACCGACCCCAGGGGCUGCCCCGUCCUCUGCCUCCGCCCAGACAGGUGGAUCCCAAGCAACUAUCCAAUUACAGAAAACAUCCGAGCCGUAUACCUGACAUUAGAGAAACUCAUUCAGUCUGAAGAAACCCAGGUGAAUGGAAUUGUAAUUCUUGCAGACUACAAAGGAGUGAGCUUAUCAAAGGCAUCUCAUUUUGGCCCUUUUAUAGCCAAAAAGGUGAUUGGCAUCCUUCAGGACGGUUUCCCCAUUCGGAUAAAAGCAGUCCAUGUAGUGAAUGAACCUCGAAUAUUUAAAGGUAUUUUUGCCAUCAUAAAACCAUUCCUGAAGGAGAAGAUAGCAAACAGAUUUUUCCUUCACGGGUCUGACCUGAACUCUCUCCACACAAACCUUCCAAGAAACAUCCUCCCCAGGGAAUACGGGGGCACGGCUGGAGAGCUGGACAUCACCGCCUGGAACGCGGUGCUGCUGGCCUCGGAGGAGGACUUCGUGAGGGAGUUCUGCCAGCCCGGCCCUCCCUGUGACAGCAUCCUGGGCCAGGCCCUGCCACCCGAGGGGCUGAGCUCAGAGGUGCCCUGUGAUGACUCCAUGCGGGCUGUGAAAUCACAGCUAUACUCCUGCUACUAGCCAGUCCCCCGCGAACGGCACCAUCUUUACAAGCUUUCCUUCUUUUCUUCGGAGAGGCCCAAGGAGGGUUCGAGGUGCCAGGGAUUGUCUUGCUCCUUGGAACAGAACUGCAGCAUGGAGGCAAAGCCUGGAGAGCUCUGAGCCACAGGGUGAGGCUUGCGUGGCUUGAACGACUCUGUGGAAGACAUGGAGAAAGGCCCCCAGCAAUUCUGAAACAUUUGCAAUCCCAGCGUGCAGCCACGAAUGAGGAAGCCGUAUCUGAUUCUUACAGAGCUCAAAGCAAGAAAAAUCAGGACCAACGUCACUUUGAUCCCACAUUCCAGGAGAAAACCCUGAUUUGGCCGGGCAGUGCACUCCUGUGAGACAGUUUGGCCGAGCCUGCCAGGUAGCCACAUGUGAGAUGAUGAGAUUGUCUUCAAAGACAGACUACAGACCUCUCAGCUUGAAAGUCUGAGGUCCAUCACUGGGUCUGGAAAGCACCUUCACUGAAUCAUGCAAGAAGACAGAAGCAGCACCUCCUGAUCAAACUCGGGAACCAGGGACCUUAUGUACCUCUGGGGUUCAUGGGCUGAAUCUUGCAAUAGAACCUUAAAGUUUUCCCAAACCCAUAAAGCCUUAGUCCUGGUUCUCAAAAGAAUCAUACAUGAUCCUAGACGCACGUGAUUUUAUUCACCCAAGAAGCCUGGAUGCCAGUCCUGUGUAGCUAAAAGAAUUCUGGCCUAAGAAUUAUGAGACCUGCGCCCCAACCUUAGAUGUGUUUCUGUGGACACACGAGCCUCUGUGGGCCUCCAGCCUUCUCAUCCGUAAAAUGAGGCUGAAUGAAGUGAUGCUGAGGGCCCUUUUGUCUACUAAUGGGCCUCUGUGAUUUGGUUAUUUAUUGAAUGUUAGACAUUGGUUUUCUGCCUAGAAAGAGCACUCUCUAGAUACCAGU